AUGAAGUCCUUAGUCUUCAUCCUUUCUCUGCUCCUCAUUCUGGAAAGACAGGCAGCUGUGGUUGGACAAUAUGGCGGCUUCACAAAAGGUGGCUUCAUGAGUAGCUCUUCAAGAUUUAUGAAAGGUUAUGUCAGUUAUGGGCUAAAAGGAGGAAGCAAGGAUGCAGCUGAACAAAGUACUUUCUUGCAAACAAAACAACAAGUAUAUAGCAAGGGUGGUAACAUGGCACGUCUUUCACAAGAACAUACAGGUGUAACAGGGGCUGCACUUUGUCGUAAAGGACAAAUAUCCCUAAUAAAAUCCAAGGAAUCACAAGUAAAAUCCUUUGGACAAGCGAAAUCCCAUGAAUCUCCAGUGAAGUCCUAUGGACAAAUAAAAUCCUACAGAUCUCCAGUGAAAUCCCAUGAAUCUCCAGUGAAGUCCUAUGGACAAAUAAAAUCCUACGGAUCUCCAGUGAAAUCCCAUGAAUCUCCAGUGAAGUCCUAUGGACAAAUAAAAUCCUACGGAUCUCCAGUGAAAUCCCAUGAAUCUCCAGUGAAGUCCUAUGGACAAAUAAAAUCCUACGGAUCUCCAGUGAAAUCCCAUGAAUCUCCAGUGAAGUACUAUGGACAAACGAAAUCCCAUGGAUCUCAAGUGAAGUCCUAUGGACAAAUAAAAUCCUACGGAUCUCCAGUGAAAUCCCAUGAAUCUCCAGUGAAGUCCUAUGGACAAACGAAAUCCCAUGGAUCUCAAGUGAAAUCCUAUGGACAACUGAAGUCUCAAAAUGCUCAACUGAAAUCUUAUAGCCAGCUAAAAUCCCGAGAUGCCCAACUAAAAUCCUAUGGUCAACGAAAAUCCUUUGAUGAAGAUACCCAACUGAAAUCUUAUGCCCAAGAAAAAUCCCAAGUAGCCCAUCAAGCCUUUAGCCAAGCAAAAACCCUAAAUGGUUUUUCUCAACAAACUCAGCAUAAAGGAUUUGCCAUGAAUGAAGUGCUAUCGCAAGUGCGUAAACAAUAUGAUGAUGAUACAUCUGUACAACAAAAGUCUAGCCAACAGGUAAAAACAGAGCAAGAUUUAUCCCAAUUUGGACAAGAACACUCACAAUCCUAUAAAGGAUAUCUUGAACAAUACCAAAAGAAAUCACAAGACCACUAUCAACAAAAAAGAAAUUUUAAUGGAGGUGGCUAUUUUACAAAGGGAGGAGAAGGCCUAUAUCAAAUUCAACUUAAGAGCUAA
Molecule: messenger RNA, 1215 nt
Organism: Onychomys torridus (southern grasshopper mouse)
Lineage: Eukaryota; Metazoa; Chordata; Mammalia; Rodentia; Cricetidae
Product: seminal vesicle secretory protein 2-like
Exons: 2
Coding region: 1-1215 (404 amino acids)
Biological process (GO): sperm capacitation
Cellular component (GO): extracellular exosome
Source: RefSeq, a predicted model, not a curated record